AUGAGUUCUGAACGUCCUGUGAUCAAAGCUGUCAUCUUUGAUAGUGAUGGAACAAUCAUUGAUACACCACCAAUGUAUUGGAAGUCUGUUCAUCAAAUUGCUGGCGAAGUUUUCCCAACAGAAUUUUAUCUCGAGCUUGAUGGACGCAAAGACACAGAUCUUGCUGCACUUAUCAUCAAAAGAUACAAACUCAACAUGACAGUCCAAGAAUUCUUACACAAGAGAGAUGAAAUCGUUGCUAGCCAAAUCGAACAUUGCCCUCUCGUUGAAGGCGUUGAUAAAAUCAUCUACAAAUUACAUGAUAUGGGAAUUCCAAUCUCUAUUGCUACAGGAUCUCAAAGAGGUCCUUUCGAACAAAAAUAUGUCAAUCAACCAGUUCGUAAAUUGUUCGAACAUGUUGUUACAAGUGAUGAGGUUACAGUUGGAAAGCCAGAUCCUACAGUUUUCUUAACAGCAAUGAAGAUGAUGGGUGAUUUCAAACCAGAAAACGUUUUAGUCUUUGAAGAUGCUUACCUUGGCGUUCUUGCAGCUCAAAACGCUGGAAUGCACGCAGUUUAUGUUCAUAGCGACUCUACAAACGUUGAAGAACAAUUUAAGGCAUUCGGAAUCCAUAACGCAGUUCCAUACGAGAAGAACUGGAAUGAUUUCGACUUCGACAGCUACAUUUGGGAUGUUCCUAAAUAA
This is a messenger RNA of Trichomonas vaginalis G3, 684 nucleotides long. RefSeq names its product pseudouridine 5'-phosphatase protein. Bases 1 to 684 code for a protein of 227 amino acids. The record is from RefSeq and is a predicted model, not a curated record. Lineage: Eukaryota; Parabasalia; Trichomonadida; Trichomonadidae. Gene Ontology annotation, molecular function: phosphatase activity. The transcript has a single exon.